UCAAAUGCUUUCAAUAAAUUGCCACACACAUUAUUCGAGCGUGAGAGACUGACCAACGUGAUCUGAGUUGUUUGUUAGCUAAAGUUCAUUUUGAUAAUUUUUCCUUAUUUUAUUUUUGGUUCACAUUGAGUGCUCGUGGAAUCCAAAUUACGUGGAUUAUAAAUUUAGAUAGAUUUUGUGAUUAAUUAUAAAAAAAAAAAUUAUAAUGGAUGAUUGGGAAACAUUGGCGGACGAGCCAUCACAAAUAGCAAAGAAACCUGCGAUAAUUUCUAAUAUCAACAAAUGGGAUGGCGAGGAUGAAGAAGAAGUCAAAGAUAGUUGGGAAGAUGAAGAUGAAGAGCCCAAAGAUGAUGAGGAUAAGAGCCCGAGUGAUGGCGAAGCAAAAAUGGUGAAGAAAACAAAACCACAGAAAGAUCUAAAAAAACGAAUUGCCGAAAAAGAACGGCUAAAACAACAAGAGGAGGAGAGAAAAGCAGCUGAACGAGAGGCAAACAUGACACCCGAAGAAAAAUUAGCCGAAAAAUUGCGAUUACAAAAGAUUCAAGAGGAAGCCGAUCUGCGAGCAGCGAUGGACACAUUCGGUGUUACGGAAAAAUCGGGCAUUGAUUCGCUUCAACCGAAGACUAAGACAGAAUUAACUGAACUCGCGGAUGCAAUCAGCAAAAAAGUUAGCCAAUACAAACAUUUAGUCGACUUCCCUGGUUUCCUCGAAGAACUUGUGCGGAACGUAUGCGCAAACUUGGGCUCCAGCGAUUUGCAGAAAAUCAAAAAAACCAUCGACAAUUUGUAUACAGAAAAGCAAAAAUUGGAAAAAGAGAAGAGCAAAAAAGGAAGUAAAGGCAAAUCAAAAGUGAAUCUUCGCAUCGAAACAGACAGCGCAAAUAUGAAGGAAUAUGGAACUUACGAAUCCUAUGAUUAUGAUGAUUUCAUGUAAAAAUACAAACAAACAUUUUUCUAAAGUGCUGAAUAUUAACGAAUUAUUUAAAACCGAAACAGAGAAAAAAAAAUGCAUAGUUCUUAUUGAUUAUGAAUUAGAUAUGUGCGCGAAGAAAGAAAACUCGAUCCAAUAAACAAAGAAUAUCGCCGAAAUAUUUGCUGAAAUCGUUUUUUUUUUAACAACUUAGAUGCCAAACUUUUAAAGUGCAACAACGGGAAGAAAUAAAUGGAUCCGGAGAUUUUUUAGCAAACAAAAAUCACUAACAAAAAAAAAACAGAUUUGCAUAUAUUAUAUUACGAAGAAUAAGAAGAGAAAAAAAGAAAUCGCAUCAAAAUGAAGUCGUAUCCAUUGAAAACUAUUGAAUAGCCAAUGAAACCACAGAAGAAAAUAAUAUCAAGUUGCAAACUAUUGUACAUUUUACAAUUGAAAAACACAUAGUAUAAAAAAAAAAGCGUUGAGUGUAUCAUUUUGUUGGACAUUUUCCGUAAAUCCAAACAACCAUACGAUUUUGAUUUUUGUUGAUUGCAAUCAAUCACUAGGCAAAUUUGAACGUAAUAGUUUUUGUUUUAUUUUCCUUUCUUUCGUCUCUCGUUUUAAUUAGGUACCAUAAAUAAAGCGCAUAAUAUUUUUCUAAAAUCGAAUCUAGUCGAAAUGAUUCUAUUUAGAAAUUGAUUUGUGUUUCAUUUCUCUUUGUUGAAAACAGGAAUGAAUAUUUUUUAUGAUUUCAAAUAAAACAGAAAAACGUUACAAA
Messenger RNA from Sitodiplosis mosellana (orange wheat blossom midge), 1688 nucleotides. RefSeq names its product eukaryotic translation initiation factor 3 subunit J (gene eIF3j). Gene Ontology annotation, cellular component: eukaryotic translation initiation factor 3 complex; cytoplasm. The transcript has 6 exons. The coding region runs from base 206 to 934 and encodes 242 amino acids. NCBI's taxonomy places the organism in Eukaryota, Metazoa, Arthropoda, Insecta, Diptera, Cecidomyiidae. Gene Ontology annotation, molecular function: translation initiation factor activity. The record is from RefSeq and is a predicted model, not a curated record.